Messenger RNA from Lepus europaeus (European hare), 1822 nucleotides. Its product is annotated as arylamine N-acetyltransferase 2-like. The coding region runs from base 139 to 1017 and encodes 292 amino acids. NCBI's taxonomy places the organism in Eukaryota, Metazoa, Chordata, Mammalia, Lagomorpha, Leporidae. Gene Ontology annotation, molecular function: acetyltransferase activity. The transcript has 3 exons. The record is from RefSeq and is a predicted model, not a curated record.
GUGAAAGUGAAAGAGUAGCAUUCAGCCCGGUUCCUGAUUGCAGGUCCUGGAAACCUGUUUAGGCUGAGAAGAAGAAAUACCCCAAGUCACCUGAAUUAAAACUGAAGAUCAACCCUCCUUCAACUUACUAAGGGGAUCAUGGAUAUUGAAGCAUAUUAUCAAAGAAUUGGUUACAAGAACCCUAGGAACAAAUUGGACUUGGAAUCACUAACAGACAUUUUUCAGCACCAGAUCCGAACUGUUCCCUAUGAGAACCUUAGCCUUCACUGUGGGGAGUCCAUGGAGUUGGACUUAGAGGCCAUUUUUGAUCAAAUUGUCAGGAGGAAUAGAGGUGGCUGGUGUCUCCAGGUCAACUAUCUUCUGUACUGGGCUUUGACUACCAUCGGUUUUGAGACCACAAUGUUAGGAGGGUUUGUUUAUGGCAAUCAUAAUGACAAAUACAGCACCAGCAUGAUUCACCUCCUAAUACAGGUGACCAUCAAUGGCAGGAACUACAUUGUCGAUGCUGGGUUUGGAUGCUCCUCCCAGAUGUGGCAGCCUGUGGAGUUAAUUUCUGGAAAAGAUCAGCCUCAAGUGCCUUCCAUAUUCCGCUUGAGAGAAGAGGGAGAAACCUGGUAUGUGGACCAAAUCAGAAGACAGCAACAUGUUCCAGACCAAGAAUUUCUUAAUUCUGAACUCCUGGAAAAGAAAAUAUACCAAAAACUCUACUGCUUUACUCUUCAACCUCGAACAAUUGAAGAAUUUGAGUCUGCAAACACAUAUCUUCAAGAAUCCCCAUCAUCUGUGUUUUUGGACAAAUCAAUUUGUUCCUUGCAGACCCUAGAAGGUGUUCAUUCUUUAGUGGGCCUCAUCCUCAGCUCCAGAACAUACAAUUAUAAGGAAAAUACAGAUCUGGUAGAAUUUAAAGUUCUGACUGAGGAGGAAGUGGAGGAAGUGCUGAAAACUAUAUUUAAUAUUUCCUUGGGGAAAAAAGCUUAUGUGCAAAAAUGGUCAUUUGUCUUUCACUAUUUAGAAUAGGGAGCAAAAAUCAUCUUCAAUCCUAGUACAAGUACUUAAGCUUUUUAUUAUAAAAAUGUUCAAACUUGAAAAAUCACAGAAAAUAGGCUAAUAAAUUCAUAUGUGUUUAUCAACCAGAUGACCAAUUAUUCGCUGAUGAUAGAUCAUAUUUUCCCUACUCUCCUAUUGUUUUGAUUAAAAUCAUAAACAUCAAAUCAUUCACCGAUAAAGGUAUAAACAUAUAUCAUUUGAACACUUUGUAAAGAAUUAUAGCAACACUCCUUUACAAAAUUAAUUUAAAAAGGCAUUUUAAAAAUGGCAUACUUAUCUUGGGAUGCACAAUGAUUUAUACCUGAAAUCUCCAAAACUGACUUAUGUUGAGCUCACACAAAACAUUUUCUGGUGACUGAAAAUACAAAAUAUUGGGGAAAUGGUUUCCAUUAAAUUCAUCCAGUGUGUAUCCAAGGUCCUGGGUUUACAAAAUACCACCUGUAGAAUUUAGGAUUAGCAUCCAACAAAGAAGUAUAAGGCAUGAUAUUCACUCCAAAUAACUUAACAGUCCUCAAUACCAGAUAUUAACCAAUUCGCAGCAGGUGAUUUUAGGUGCCAAGAAAGUGACACAGCUAAUACUUUCUUCCAGGCUGCUUUUUGUAGUCAUAGUUCUUCAUGUAUCAUUUUUUUCUUAAUAAAGAAACAUUAUAUUUGAAGUUUUCAACUUCCAGAACUUAUUUGCCUAAAAGUAACACUUAUUUUUAUGUAUGAUAACAUAUGUAUAAUUUUAUUGUCUAAAAAGGUUAUUACAUGGGACCAGCACUAUAACGUAGUG